AUGUAUUGGUUAUUGGUUUUUACAUCUUCGUGGAGCCCAACACCAGAUCUAGAGUAUUUUUCCAUACGUCCUGGUCUUGGUUUGGAGAAGCCAAUGAUUGAAGACUUUGAAGAAGACUUCGAUUUGAGAAGUGUUAUCAUUAGCUAUCAUCCUGGAAGAAAAUAUAAGAGCUUCAAUAGUUCCGAGACAUUAGCUAGAUUUUGCAGAGAGGUCUCAGAUGACGCGAUCAGCAAGAAUAUUUCGAUUAUAUUAACUAAUCUUCUAAAAAACUACGAGAGUAAUACUCCAACCAAAGUUGAAACCAAUAUAUUAAUUAGAAGUAUGGGACCAAUUUCAGAAUUAGACAUGGAAUAUUCCAUGGAUUGUUAUUUUAGACAGUAUUGGAGAGAUCCACGAUUAUCAUACGAAGGACCAAUUAAGUCUUUGUCAUUAUCUAUAAAAAUGUUGGAAAAAAUUUGGAGACCUGACACUUAUUUUCACAAUGGUAAAAAUUCCUAUGUUCACACUAUAACAGUUCCUAAUAAGUUAUUAAGAAUUAGCCAAAAUGGAGAUGUUUUAUAUUCUAUGAGAUUAACUAUUAAAGCCAAGUGCCCAAUGGAACUAAGAAAUUUUCCAAUGGAUCGUCAAUCUUGCCCUCUAAUAUUUGGCAGCUUUGCAUAUACUACCAAGGACUUGGUAUACACGUGGCAAAAUGACGAAAGCGUCAGCUUUGUUCCUGGAAUGACAUUGUCCCAGUUUGAUUUGAUUAGUUUUCAUUAUAGAAAUGUUAAUAUAAGCAAAAGAGAAGGAGCAGUUUCCAUUCUUGAAGUUGCUUUUAAUCUGCAGCGCCAUGCAGGCUAUUUUCUUAUUCAAGUAUAUCUACCAUGUAUCUUAAUCGUAGUUUUAUCAUGGGUGUCGUUCUGGAUACAUAGGGAAGCUACUAGCGAUAGAGUAGGACUAGGAAUCACAACAGUGCUUACCUUGUCUACCAUAAGUUUAGAUUCGAGAACUGAUUUACCAAAAGUGUCUUAUGCAACGGCACUCGAUUGGUUCCUCUUCACCAGCUUUUUCUACUGCAUCGCUACUUUACUUGAAUUUGCAAGCGUCCAUUACUUUACUAAAGUGGGUAGUGGCGAAAUAGCUGUUGACGAGGAAGAAUGGGAAGAUUGUUCUGAGUCUGAAGAGGAGAUCAUCGGAGAAAUUGAAGCAGAGGUCAAUUCAACCCACAUGGACGGUCCAGCAAGCAGAAGGAAUUGUAUAUUUUGUUCUACAUAUCGUAAUCUUAGAAACAGAGAACGCAGAAGUUGUUUGCUUCACUCUCAUCCUUCGACGUUGGAAAGGACGACCCAAACUGAAAAUAAGUUACCCAAAUGGAAACAGUUUAUAUAUUGUCUUACAGGAGAUGACCAGUUUAGGCGACAGAGGCAAAGGGAAGCUGCAGCCCUAAAAGGUAUGUUAUUUUAA
Diabrotica balteata is the source of this 1443-nucleotide messenger RNA. The record is from the annotation of a GenBank genome assembly. NCBI's taxonomy places the organism in Eukaryota, Metazoa, Arthropoda, Insecta, Coleoptera, Chrysomelidae.